CGUUUAUGCGACGCUCUUCGCAAACUCACAACAUCUCUUUUAAGAAGAGCUUGAAUUAAUGUCAGUUGGCAUUGCUAAAAAAAAUAUAAGUCCUUAACUGGAUAUAAUCUCAACUAGCCUUGGCCCACCACCCUCGCUCUGCCCCCCGAGUACCCCGACCCAGCACACCGCAGCCUUCAGCCCGAAAUCGCCAUUGCCACUGCCCCGAGGCAACCCAAUUGGCUGCAAUAUGUGCGAGCGCGAGUGCGAGUGGAGGUGGAAGUGUGCAACUACUGAGGGUCGCAGGAGCACCAGCAGCAGCAGCCAGGAAGCGGAUCACUAGCGGCCCCAGGAACAGGGAGCAGCAGGAGCGGCAGCUGCAACAAGUCACUGCACGCAACAAGUUAUCACAAUACGCACAUCACAGAACCACAACCAGAAUCACUUUAAUCAUACUGAGCAUCAGAAACCAAACAGUUCCCCGAGCAGCCACUGCAUCAUAUAAUCGAGAGGGCGCGAUGAGCCCGUUUGGCUCCAAGAAGAACCGCUCGCUGUCGGUACGGGUGAGCACCUUCGACUCGGAGCUGGAGUUCAAGCUGGAGCCGCGAGCCUCCGGCCAGGAUCUGUUUGACCUGGUCUGCCGCACCAUUGGCUUGCGCGAGUCCUGGUACUUCGGCCUGCAGUAUGUGGACACGCGCAGCAACGUCUCGUGGCUGAAGAUGGACAAGCGUGUUCGCGACCAGCGGGUGGAGCUGCAUGCCAACAACAAUGUGUAUGUGUUUAGCUUCUACGCAAAGUUCUUUCCGGAGAAUGUCAGCGAGGAGCUGAUCCAGGAGAUCACGCAGCACCUGUUCUUCCUACAAGUAAAACAGAGCAUCCUUUCGAUGGACAUAUACUGCCGUCCGGAGGCGUCCGUGCUGCUGGCCUCGUACGCGGUGCAUGUGCAGUACGGACCGUACGACUACGAGAGCUACAAGGACGGCAUGCUGGCCGGCGGCGAGCUUCUGCCCAAGGGCGUGACAGAUCAAUACCAGAUGACGCCCGAGAUGUGGGAGGUGCGCAUAAAGACCUGGUACAUGGACCACGAGCCCAUGACGCGCGAUGAGGUGGAGUUGGAGUACCUGAAGAUUGCCCAGGACCUGGACAUGUACGGCGUCAACUACUUUCCUAUUACAAAUAAGAACAAAACCAAAUUGUGGCUGGGCGUCACCGCCGUGGGCCUGAACAUCUACGACGAACGCGACAAGCUAACGCCAAAGACGACGUUCCAGUGGAACGAGAUACGGCACGUGAGCUUCGAUGACAAGAAGUUUACUAUUCGCCUGGUGGACGCCAAGGUAUCGAACUUUAUCUUCUACUCCCAGGACCUGCACAUUAACAAGAUGAUACUGGACCUGUGCAAGGGCAACCACGAUCUGUAUAUGCGGCGCCGCAAGCCCGACACCAUGGAAAUCCAGCAGAUGAAGGCCCAGGCCAAGGAGGAGAAGCAGCGACGCCAGAUCGAGCGAAAGAAGUUCAUGAGAGAGAAGAAACUGCGCGAGAAGGCGGAGCACGAGCGCUACGAGCUGGAGAAGAGCCUGGAGCACCUGCAGAACGAGAUGCGCAUUGCCAGCGACGCGCUGCGCCGCUCUGAGGAGACCAAGGAGCUGUACUUCGAGAAGAGCCGGGUCAACGAGGAGCAGAUGCAGCUGACCGAAUGUAAGGCCAACCACUUCAAGACAGAGAUGGACCGCCUGCGCGAGCGCCAGAUGAAGAUCGAGCGUGAGAAGCAUGACCUGGAGAAGAAGAUCCGAGACGCCGACUUCUAUGUUCACCAGCUGACGGUGGAGAACGACAAGCGGGAGGCCGAGACGGAGAAACUACGCAAGGAGCUCAUCUGCGCCAAAAUGGCCGAGCGCGAGGCAACCGCCCGCCUCCUCAACUUCCUCAACAGCGGUCGAAAGUCCUCCACAGACAGUUUGCUUACCGCCUCCAGUGUUUCGCACGCGGCCAACACGGCGUCCAGCAUGGCGGCAAUCAGCACUCCGUCGCUGACCACCAGCAGCUCCACCAAUGACAUGGAAACCGCCGGCGGUGCCGAGCUGACCACCACCCACUCAUCGCACUACCUUGCCCAGGGCGACAACUCGAGCGGCAUCUCCGACGACUUCGAGCCCAAGGAGUUCAUUCUCACCGACAACGAAAUGGAGCAGAUCACCAACGAGAUGGAGCGCAACCAUCUCGAGUAUUUGCGCAAGUCAAAGAAGCAGGUUCAGAACCAGCUGCAGACGCUCCGCUCCGAGAUCGCACCGCACAAGAUCGAGGAGAACCAGAGCAACCUGGACAUACUCAGCGAGGCCCAGAUCAAGGCCGGCGAAAACAAGUACUCCACGCUCAAGAAACUCAAGUCCGGCUCCACCAAAGCGCGGGUCGCCUUCUUCGAGGAGCUCUGAUUGACUCCCGGCCAUGACUGCAUCCUCAUCUCUAGCUGUACGUCGUUGUGUGUCCUGUUCGUUCCUAUGCGCGUGCGAGUGCGAGAUUGUGUGUGUGUGCGAGUGCCUUACCCUAGGAUGUACUAUAUACCGUAUAUAUUGUACAAUAAUAUAUGUCGUACUAAAUGUGUUUCGAUUGUAUACUCAAGCCACGGCUGCUGUAAUAAAGAAACCUCCGGCCAGGGAAAUUAGUCCUGUGUUGGCAGGCCCAAAGAUA
Drosophila kikkawai is the source of this 2667-nucleotide messenger RNA. It is a transcript of the gene Mer, whose product is annotated as ezrin/radixin/moesin family protein merlin. Gene Ontology annotation, molecular function: actin binding; integrin binding. Gene Ontology annotation, biological process: positive regulation of early endosome to late endosome transport; negative regulation of cell population proliferation; regulation of gliogenesis. Gene Ontology annotation, cellular component: filopodium; apical part of cell; cytoskeleton. The record is from RefSeq and is a predicted model, not a curated record. NCBI's taxonomy places the organism in Eukaryota, Metazoa, Arthropoda, Insecta, Diptera, Drosophilidae.